CCACAUCAUUGCAUUCUGUUUUUUAUUCACAAUUUGUACAGUAUCCCAACUUUUUUGGAAUCGGGUUUGUUUAUAGAUAUAUAUAUUUAUUUGUAAUUUAGGUAUUGAUUGUGGAGCAGAUACCAGAGUUUUUGGCUCAGCUCAGUGAUGCUACAGUGCAGAAUAAUCAGGAGAUAACACAUUCUCCUCUGACUGUCCAAACAAUUGUUGGGAUACUUGUAAACAUUGCUAGUAUCUCACAGAACAUUAUUAUCAAUAAGCCUGUAAUAGAGGUAUGUAUAUUUAAGGUACUGUACAUAUUGAAUGUGUGUUCUACAAAGCUUAUGUUUGUUAUAGUGACUGAAUUUAAUACUUAUACUGUAGCCUAUAACAUGAGCAGUUUUUAUUUCUUCACAUAGUGCCAUUCUUUUCAGUUUUACAUUCAAGAAAGUCUUUGUGCAUAUGUACAUUAUCUUCAUUCUCCCAUCCUAUGAAAUGUUUUUACUAAACAUGGUUCUAUUUCUAUUUCAUUUCCAGAGUUUCCUUAAAACAGUGGAUAUCCUUGUUACAUAUAUUGCCGCUGCAUCAUGGCAAAGUUUGGCGAAAGAAAACACAAGCAUUUCACUUCUAAGCGCUAUUGAUAAUAUAACAGCCCAUCUCUCAAAUGGCAAUUUUACAAUUACUAAAACAUCCAUUGAGUUGAAUAGAGCUGUAAUAAAAAACUCAUAUAUCAGGAAAUCAACCCUGCCAAACUCAGCUACUGAGAUUCUGAUACCACAGGUUCUUAAAACAACCUCCUUAACCAUUAUUGUCUUCACAAAUCUUGACAAAGUCUUACCUAGUCGUGAUACUAUUAAUAAUAGUAGAAAAUCAGAUGUGCGCAUCAAUGGAGAUGUGGUUAUUGUUAAGGUUAAUGAAACGCUUCACAACAUUUCUUUUGUGUUUGACAUUACUAAUCAGUCUUUGGGAAAUCCUCAGUGUGUCUUUUGGAACUUCAGUCUUGAUGCAUGGGAUUCCACUGGAUGUGAAGUAAAGCCCUCAGUGAAUGAAACAGGCAAGAUUACAUGUGAAUGCAACCACACAACCUCUUUUUCAAUCCUAAUGUCACCGUUUUCCAUUGAUCACAUAGCUUUAGCCUAUAUAACUUACAUUGGUGUAGCUAUUUCAAUGGCCAGCUUGAUUUUGUGCCUCAUUAUUGAGACUAUUGUGUGGAAGUCAGUGACAAGAAAUUACACAUCCCACAUGGGACAUGUCUCCAUGGUCAACAUUGCCGUGUCCCUGCUGAUCGCAAACAUCUGUUUUAUCAUUGGAGCCACAAUCACAGAUCAAGAGCAGCCAACCUCAGUGGGUCGCUGCAGUCCAGUGGUUUUCUUCAUGCACUUUUUUUACCUGGCUCUUUUCUUCUGGAUCUUAAUUUCAGCACUGUUGCUCUUUUACCGGACAGUCAUGGUCUUGUCCCAAAUGUCAAGGUUCAGAAUGAUGGCCAUUGCCUUCAUAGUUGGUUAUGGUGCACCUUUGCUCAUAGCGGUCAUUACUGUUGCGUCGACAGCUGGACCUCAAAAUUAUGUUUCCAAACAAGCGUGCUGGCUGAACUGGGAUGAAUCUAAGGCCCUGCUGGCAUUUGUGAUUCCAGCUCUCACUAUUGUAGCCAUAAACCUUGUGGUUUUGAUUGUGGUUCUGUAUAAGAUGUUGACGAGAGGAGUUGGUGCUGCAACUCAACCAGAUGAGAAACAUGCCCUGGUGGUCAUUGCCCGAUGUGUGGCCAUAUUGACUCCUAUCUUUGGUCUAACAUGGGGAUUUGGAAUUGGAACCAUGGUGUCCAGGGACUUAGGCAUUCAUGUGGUGUUUGCACUCCUCAAUUCACUGCAGGGAUUUUUUAUUUUGGUGUUUGGAACGCUUUUAGACAGCAAGAUCCGUGAGGCACUGGGAGGAAGGCUGUCACUAAGGAACCUAACCAGCUCUAUCCAUACCAGGAGUACAAGUGCAGGACCAUCAUCUUCAAGUGGACCAGGUUUCUUUCAAAGGAUGCAUAGGAGAAAUGUUUACAACUUAUCUAGAGCCAGUGUUUUCUCAACUACAUCUUCAAACAGCUCCAGUGGCUCAGAUACUUUUAUGAAUGCAUAAUCGGCUAUUAUCUAGCCUACUUUAUUAACCAUGAAACAGCUUUUCCAAAAGAGCUUCCUAAACUGCAAGUAUAUGUAAACUGCACUGAAGAAAUGUAAAUGAAAAGAAAUGUCAUUUUUUUUCUAAAAAAAAAAAUAUUUAUUGGCAUUUGUUUGAACAUUAAAACAAUAAAAAAUAAAUAAAUAAAAUAAAAAUAAAAACACACACACAGGAAACCUAGAACAAAAUUAAAACAUAAAAUAAAAAAGUAAAUACAUUUAUAUACAUCACAUUCCACUGCCUUUCAUUAUGUAGUUUAACUUUGCUAUUUUACCAGUUAUUGGUUGUUUUGCUGGAAUACAAGAACUGCAUUAUAUAUUGGACAUGUCCAUUACAAAAGAGAAAAUAGGUGGGUAGUUGAAUUACCACAGGUUAUCUGAUCCACUUGGUUGCAGUAGUGUAGAAAAGGAGUCCAAAUUUUAUAAGUCUUUUAGUUUCCCUUUAACUAUAUGUCACUUUUUCCAAGGCAAGGUUGUUAGUCAUUUCUUUAAACCAUUGAUUAGGGGAGGGUCCUUGGGUCUCCUUCCAUUUUAAAGCAAGAACACGCUUGGCCUGAAGCAAACUAAAAUCAACUAAUUUGCGCUUCCUUGCAUUCACCUCCAAAUUUACUGGAUAUAUGAAAUAGACAAAAUUUGGGAGCAAGAGGGACAUUUUCUUCAGUCAAUUUACCAAUCAUAAGAACAACCUCCUUCCAGAAUCCUUGAAUCUCAUUACACUCCCAUAUACGGUAAUAAAGGGUACCAAUUUCUUGUUUGCAUUUUAAACAACUGUCUGGAAUAUUGGGAUUAAAUUGAUGUAAUUUGACUGAUGUAAUGUAGGUGCGAAGAAGCCAUUUAUAUUGCAGCAAUUUACACCUAGUAUUGACACUGUAAACAAGAUUCCAUCUAUUCUUCUUUAGAAAUAUCUUCCUCAGAUUUGUUUCUGAAAACGUAUUUAUAUGACCCAGACUGUAAAGUGUUAAAGAAAAUGAAGGAAAAUGUUACAAAUCCAAUAGUUCUAAACAUGGUAAGGGUGUGGCAUGAAACACAGAGAUAUUUGAAUAUCUUGUGUACAAAUUCAGUAUCUCGUCACUGCCCUAUAUGGGGAAAUGCAAAAUUCAUUCUGGACAGAUGUAGGCUUCAAAGUUUUAUUUUGUCAUUUCAGAAGUGUUUUAUAAAUAUACUGUACCACCUUUAUCCAUCUUGGAAAAGGAAGUCACCAAAAAUUGUUAUAGUUUGGGUCAGAUUACACUUUUAUAUAAUAUGUUUGUUGAAGGGUCGCAUGAGUCUGCAAACUCUCGAUUAGAAGCAUGGAGGAAGGACCUCAAUGAGGAAAUAUUAAUGACUGACUGGAAAGAGGUCUGUAGAGAUGCUCAGAUGCAAACUGUUAAUAUAAGAUUAUAAUUGUUACAGUAUAAUUGGCUAAUGCAAGUACUUGUAACUCCAGUAUUAUUAAAUAAAUUCAAUGAAAAUAUUACAGACAUCUAUCCUAAAUGCAAUUCAUGUAAAGGCAAUUUCUUUCAUUGUGUAUGGGAGUGUGAAGAGAUCUUAAAAUUCUGGAAGGGAGUGCAGAUUAUGAUAGAAAAAUUAACCAAUGGCACACUUUCUCUUGAACCAAAAAUAUUUAUAUUAAAUAGUAAUCUUAAUUUGAGGAGAAGAGAAUAUGUAUUUGUGUAUGUAUUUGUGAGUGUAAAUAUGUGUAUAUGUUGUUUUCCUUUAUGUUGAUUAAUUGUAUGUGAAUAUGUGGAUUUAUGUCAAAAGUUUGUGUUGUUAUAACAUGUCUUUGUUUUGUAAUCUAAAAAAGCAAUAAAAAUAUUUUUUUUU
Molecule: messenger RNA, 3944 nt
Organism: Megalobrama amblycephala (Wuchang bream)
Lineage: Eukaryota; Metazoa; Chordata; Actinopteri; Cypriniformes; Xenocyprididae
Product: adhesion G-protein coupled receptor F1-like
Exons: 5
Coding region: 442-2103 (553 amino acids)
Biological process (GO): G protein-coupled receptor signaling pathway; cell surface receptor signaling pathway
Cellular component (GO): membrane
Molecular function (GO): G protein-coupled receptor activity
Source: RefSeq, a predicted model, not a curated record